ACUAACAAACUAAGAAGGAGACGCCAUAACUCUCUUCACAUUUUCAAAAUCAACGCAUUUCAACCACAAACAUUCGCAUUCUCUUUCUCUUUCUCUCUUUUUUCAUUCUCACUUUCCAACUGCAUUUUUCUUCACCUCAACAGGUUUUCAAUUCUCAAUCCGUUUCAUCUUCUCGCAUUGCUCUGGUUUUCGAUUUCAGAUCGCAUUUCAAAGAUUCUAAGUUCGAGCACGGAAUCGUGCACCCGAACUUCCUGAAUUACUCUUUACAUAAAGAUAAUGAUUGGAGCUUGAAAGUUGCGGUGGCCCGUGGGUUCCACACCAUUCCAUGUCCUUACAAAAUAAUAGUACAAGCUUUGUGAUACAGCUUGAAAUGUAAUAAAAUAAUUGAAUGCUGAAUUGGUGUAGUUGGAACUGAAGGUUUUGAGAAAAGGGGAGGGGAGAAGGAAGUGAGAAAAAUGAGUUCCAGUUCAGGGGAGGAAGCAACCCAAGGCUCUACAGGAAAUGAGGAGAGAAUUCUUGUUUCUGUUCGUGUGCGACCACUGAAUGAUAAGGAGAUUGCAAAAUAUGAUCUGUCUGAAUGGGAAUGCAUUAAUGAUACUACCAUCAUGUACAGAAGCAACCUUUCAGCUUCUGAAAGGUCUCUGUAUCCGACAACCUAUACAUUUGACCGAGUUUUUAAGACUGAUUGCCCCACAAGGCAGGUGUACGAAGAAGCAUCUAAGGAGGUAGCUCUUUCUGUUCUCAAUGGAAUCAACUCUAGCAUUUUUGCAUAUGGACAAACAAGCAGUGGAAAGACAUACACCAUGAGUGGUAUAACUGAGUACGCUAUAGCUGACAUUUUUAAUCACAUAGAGAAGCACAAAGAAAGGGAAUUUGUCUUGAAGUUUUCAGCAAUGGAGAUCUAUAAUGAAUCUGUCAGGGACCUCCUUAGUACCGACACCACACCUCUCAGACUUCUUGAUGAUCCAGAGAAAGGCACAGUUGUUGAGAAGCUCACCGAGGAAACUUUGCGUGACUGGAACCAUUUUACCGAACUUAUUUCUUUCUGUGAAACACAACGUCAGAUAGGAGAGACAUCUUUGAAUGAAGCCAGCUCCAGAUCACAUCAAAUUCUAAGACUGACUAUUGAAAGUUCUGCAAGUGAAUUUCUGGGAAAUGACAAAUUGAGCUCUCUUUCUGCUUCUGUGAAUUUUGUUGAUCUUGCUGGAAGUGAGCGAGCAUCACAAACAAAUUCAGCUGGUGCGAGGUUGAAGGAGGGAUGUCACAUAAACCGUAGUUUACUGACUCUAGGAACUGUCAUCCGCAAACUCAGCAAGGGGCGAAAUGGACACAUCCCUUUCAGAGAUUCAAAACUAACCCGCAUACUGCAGUCCUCAAUAGGAGGCAAUGCUAGAACAGCAAUCAUAUGUACCAUGAGUCCUGCGCGGAGCUAUGUUGAACAAACCAGAAACACCCUCUUAUUUGCAUGUUGUGCUAAAGAAGUGUCAACUAAUGCAAAAGUCAAUGUAGUGAUGUCUGAUAAACUGUUGGUCAAGCAAUUGCAAAGAGAGUUGUCUAGGCUGGAAGGAGAGUUGAGAAAUUCAAGCUCAACCCGCCGUAAACCUGAUUCUGCAGAGUUGCUGAAGGAAAAAGACCUCCAAAUUGAGAUGUUAAAGAAAGAGAUAAUGGAUCUGGCUAUGCAGCGGGACCUUGCUCACUCUCAAAUUACGGACAUGCUUAAAGUGGUUGGAGACGAUAUGUCCUCAAGUGAUAUGGAAAGUUUGGGUCCUCAGUAUCCCAAACUACGUGUGCGAUGCUCAAUGGACUUUGAUAAUCAAAUAGAGGAACCAAAUUUAUUAGGUUUUGACACCUUGCAGACUGUUAGAUCUUUUGAUGCUUCUCAAUAUUCAGAUGGACAUAGUGUAAGCUCCGAAGAGAGCUAUUUCCAGCUCCCUGAUUUGGAAAAGAAUCUUCCCAUCAGGAUAUUUUCUCAAGCGCUGUCAGUUGUAAGUCAGGAAGAUGAAACAAAUGAUUCGGAUAAGAAGAUAGUUCAAGAACAGCCCAAUGAUAAAUUAGGAGACAGUUAUAUGAAAGUUAGGUGCAUUGAGUCAGAAGAUCCAAUGACAAACACAGAUACACUUUCAAAUCCAGCAAGUUUGAGUCCAAAUAGAGACACAGACUCAAAUGCAUCAUCUCCGGGGGAAACUACCGUUGUCUCAGGAUUGACGGAAGUUGAUAACAUAGACAAAGAAAAUCAAGACUUGUGCUCAUCUCCGGGGGAAACUACGGUUGUCUCAGGAUUGACGGAAGUUGAUAACAUAGACAAAGAAAAUCAAGACUUGUGCUCAUCUCCGGGGGAAAAUAUGGCUAUCUCAGGAUUGACAGAAGUUGUUAAUAUCGACAAAGAAAAUCAAGACUCGUGUUCAUUUGGGUUAAAGGAAAGAAAAGAAUUGAGUCGCUUUCACCAAGCUUCUUUUCUUCCGUCUUCAGAGAAAAUAAGUCCAUCGAUGGUAGGAAAUAGUGUAUCCAGUUCUAGAAUCUUGAAAUUGACCAGAAGCAGAAGCUGUGCAGCAAGUCUCAUGAAGGAUUCAUCUUCCGAUUGGUUUGACCAGGAAGAAAUAAUCCAGAACACCCCUCCAAUAGGGAUCCAUAAAGACCAGAUUAGAAGACCAGAGGGAUAUGAUAGGAGGACCUAUACACUAAACUAUAAUCCCAAUGCUGAUAGGUUAUCCUGGUCUGGUUUUGGGAAUUGUGUGAGAUGUUCUACAGUUGACAUGCAGAGCGUGAAACCAUCAUUUGAUAUGGAAAUUGAUGAUGGUGAUUUAUCCCCGGUAAGAAGGGAAAAGAAAGAAUGUGAAAGUUCAAAACCACCACCUUACCGUAAGGUUUCGGGGACUGGAGUUGAGUCCACUGUUUCUGCCAAAAAGUUCAAAGAUGCUGGGUCGAACACAUUACAAUCUAAUGAAGAAAAACAUUUCGAAUGGUCUUCAGAAUUUAGGCGGCUGCAGAAAGAGAUUAUUGAACGCUGGCAUUCUUGUAAUGUUUCAUUGGUCCACAGGACUUACUUUUUCCUUCUAUUCAAAGGGGACUCUUCAGAUUCUAUCUAUAUGGAGGUAGAGCUGAGAAGGCUAUCCUAUCUCAAAGAGAAUCAAAUUUUGGAAGAUGGACGAACCCUUACCCCUGAAUCAAGCAAGAGAUAUCUUCGACGAGAGAGACAAAUGUUGAGCAGACAAAUGGAGAGGAAGUUGUCAAAAUCUGAAAGAGAGAAAAUGUAUUUCAAGUGGGGGAUUAGUAUAAGUUCAAAGCAUAGGAGGUUGCAAUUGGCUCAUCGCCUUUGGUCAGAAACAGAUAUAGACCAUGUUAGAGAGAGUGCCACCAUUGUUGCAAAGCUGGUUGGUACAGUUGAGCCAGAUCAGGCUUUCAAGGAGAUGUUUGGCCUCAACUUUGCACCAAGGCGCACAAGAAAGAAAACUUUUGGUUGGACGUCCAGUGUGAAGCAUAUUUUGUGAGGGAGAUGUUGGAACAAAAUCACUUUAUAGGAAGUUUGAUUGGGCCAUGUACAAAUUUUCCCUGGCUUCAUUAAACAUAAGAAAGAUAUUAUAUUACCCAUUCUAUUAACAAUAUGAUCUCUAUGUUUCUGAAUUCAAUGCAUAUAAAUAUUACUCGGAAUUCAAAUAUAAAUAAAAG
This is a messenger RNA of Lathyrus oleraceus (garden pea), 3666 nucleotides long. Its product is annotated as kinesin-like protein KIN-7E. The record is from RefSeq and is a predicted model, not a curated record. Gene Ontology annotation, biological process: microtubule-based movement. Gene Ontology annotation, molecular function: microtubule binding; ATP binding; microtubule motor activity. The transcript is spliced from 15 exons. Lineage: Eukaryota; Viridiplantae; Streptophyta; Magnoliopsida; Fabales; Fabaceae. The coding region runs from base 456 to 3488 and encodes 1010 amino acids.